Cyphomyrmex costatus is the source of this 1802-nucleotide messenger RNA. Its product is annotated as beta-1,3-glucan-binding protein. The record is from RefSeq and is a predicted model, not a curated record. Lineage: Eukaryota; Metazoa; Arthropoda; Insecta; Hymenoptera; Formicidae. The coding region runs from base 1 to 1797 and encodes 598 amino acids. Gene Ontology annotation, biological process: carbohydrate metabolic process. The transcript has 9 exons. Gene Ontology annotation, molecular function: carbohydrate binding; hydrolase activity, hydrolyzing O-glycosyl compounds.
AUGCUCUCCCGCGGAGUCGAUCGUGCGAUUCGACUGAUUUUUGCACUAGCAUGCAUACUUAUUAUUGUGAAACCAGUGUUUCCCUAUGUACUGCCAGAUCCGACUUUCGAGGUGUUAAAGCCGCAAGGUCUUCGAGUCUCUAUACCUGAUGCACCGGAUUUAAGAAUAUUUGGAUUCCACGCCAACAUCAACAAAGCAAUUCGCACUAAUGAAUACGGUCAACUUGCCGGUGAUAUCUAUUCAGCAACAGAUGGCCGUUGGAUUUAUGAGAAUUCGGACGUAACGAUACAAAAUGGAGAUGUACUUUAUUACUGGAUCUAUGUGCAAGCGAAUGGGAUUAAUCACAGAAGGAAUGACCAAAGAUGGACGUAUUCCCUUAACAGUCAAGAAACUACACAGAGCUCCUCAAAAUACGAAAUUCCCACUGAGGGCCGAUUAUUACUUGAAGACUAUUUCAAUUCUUUCAACACAUCAUUAUGGAAACGUGAGAUAAAGAUGCCAUUAGAUCCGGACUACGAAUUCUGCGUAUAUCACAAUAAAAAUCACGAGCAGCUUGUGAAAGUUCAUAAUGGUCAAUUAUUCAUAAGGCCAAUUAUACUGGAAGACUAUUACGGCGAGAACGCGACCGCAUAUGGAAGAUUGCAACUUAACGGAUGUACGAGCAUGAUUGCCUUCGAAUGUACGCGAAAAGCGCUAUCCUACAGCAUUCUGCCACCCGUUAUAUCCGCACGUUUUACCACAAAGGAACAUUUCAUUUUACGAUACGGAAAGAUCGAAAUACGUGCAAAGUUUCCUGAAGGCGAUUGGCUGUAUCCAGAAAUGUGGCUCGAGCCACGUUAUUCUACUUACGGUAUGAACUACGCCAGCGGCCGUGUUCUUCUGGGUUUGACACGUGGCAAUGAGAAUUUGGUGAAUGCCACGGACAUUUCGCAGAUCUAUGACACUAGACGAUUGGAUUUUGGCGUGAGAGUAAGUCCAUCUUCUAAUGAGAUCGAAGAAAUAGUCGUCACAAAAGUAAACGAAUUCGGGCCACGGUGGACGAAGGAUUUCCAUGUGUACACGACGAUCUGGACCAGUGAUGGUUUCACGUUUUUGGUUGACGGUGAAGAAAUUGGCCGAAUAAGCCCCAACGAAGAAGGAUGGAUAAGUGGUCUUCACGCAAACAGAAAAGCUGCCCCCUUCGAUCAAGAGUUUUUUAUUACUCUUGGUGUCGGCGUGGGUGGAGUACGCGUGUUUCCGGAUGGUACACACAGUUCUGGAAUGCAAAAACCGUGGAGAAAUAUAGACGCUAAGAUAAUGACUUUGAAAAAAGUGACUAUUAUUUUAAUCGUCUUCGUUUGGGCUGCUGAUUCUCUGACGGAUUAUUAUCCUCGUUCAAGACGAUCAAGUAAUGAAUAUAUAUUGCACAGAUGUACAGCUACCGCGGAAUUAAUUAGAAAGCACAGGAAUGAGGAUGUUGGAGCCAGUUUACGCAGAGCCGAAGGAAACUUGGCACAAUCGCAAAUGGGACAAAAAGGUUCUCUAAUUGAUGCUAUUCAAUCUGAAACUUCCAAGCAAUUUUCGAACGGUGUUUUUCGACGUAUGACUCAUAUGAGAAGACGUGGUAGUGGACACGCUCGUCGAAUCGCAGGCAAAAAUUUAGCAGAUACACCCCUUAAAACUGUAAAUAUCGACAUACCACAAGACAGACCAUCAGUCUUCAAGAAAAAGAAUCCGUUACCAGAACUUUCGCGCAAUAUAUCUGGCAGAAAUAUCGAUUCGUCGCCACAUGUAAUAAUUAUUAAAUCUUUCACUUAAUAUUU